Messenger RNA from Atta colombica, 647 nucleotides. RefSeq names its product puromycin-sensitive aminopeptidase-like protein. Lineage: Eukaryota; Metazoa; Arthropoda; Insecta; Hymenoptera; Formicidae. Gene Ontology annotation, cellular component: cytoplasm. The coding region runs from base 100 to 579 and encodes 159 amino acids. The record is from RefSeq and is a predicted model, not a curated record. Gene Ontology annotation, molecular function: zinc ion binding; metalloaminopeptidase activity; peptide binding. Gene Ontology annotation, biological process: proteolysis; peptide catabolic process. The transcript has 3 exons.
GAAAUAAUUAAUUAAAUCAACCUUGAUUGACGUCAAUAGUAUUGAUCCAUCAACGCCGAUUCGACAAAUUCUGACUAGAUAUUUGAGAAAAGAAUUCGCAUGGCGUUUCUGAAAGUAUUAUUAAAUGUUGGCUUAAUAUUCACUGCUGCGGCUCUUUCUAUUGACGAAGAUUUAGAGAAUGAUUUGAGCACAGUCAAUUACCGUUUACCAGAUAACGUAGUGCCAGUGCACUACAACAUCGGACUUAUACCAUACAUUGAAAAAGAUAAUUUUACCUUUAAUGGUAAAUCGCAUAUCAUCAUUGAGAUUCGUCGUGCAUCGCAGAAUAUAAGUUUACACGCACUAGAUUUAAUUAUAAAUGAAACAGCAACAUCAUUGAUUAGCAAUGAUACCGAUAUCUACGCACCGACAACGCAUAAUUACGACAACAAAACAGAAAUCUUAACUCUUUAUUUCAAUGAUAAAUUAUCCCCUGGAAUUUAUAGUCUAUAUAUACAAUUCAUCGGUAUUCUAAAUGACGAAUUGCAUGGUUUCUUCAGAACAUCGUAUACCAAUGAGAAAGGAGAAAAAGUUAGCUGAUGUAUCCGUUAUUGAAAACGUGUCAUAUUGAAAUGUGAUAGGUGGUUGGCCGCAUCACAUUUCGAGGC